Molecule: messenger RNA, 4050 nt
Organism: Zootermopsis nevadensis
Lineage: Eukaryota; Metazoa; Arthropoda; Insecta; Blattodea; Termopsidae
Source: RefSeq, a predicted model, not a curated record
GAGGCUGGCGUCAGAGACUUCAGGGUGAUGGAGGAUAAUUCUGAGGCCGCGAGACUGCGACGAGACCCGAGCUUGGAAUUAGCGCGGCAGAGAGCAGAGCUUUUGGGGCUGCCUCCUCCCCCGGAACCAAGGAAAGUUCAGGACGUCAUACCCUCUUCGCCCCCACCAUCGUACGAGCACGUUCUCGCUGAGACCAGACUGGCAGCGGCAAAGGCGGAGUCCGCGUGUCGAACCCCGGACGAGGAGACGGAGGAGCGGAGUACAAAGGGAACAGUGGCAAAGCGACCAGAAAUCCUCCACAAGUCGAGCAAGGAGCUGUACCGGGCUGUGGCAGCCCAAUGGGGCAUCACGUGCAAGAUGAGCGACCACUGUCGCUGCCUUGACUGCCAGGGUCGUUAUUUCGACUGUGAAUACGACCAGAACGAUCAGGAAAAAACUGACGGAGGUCUCGGAGCGGGUACGCCGAUGUUCAUCUCGGAAGUGAUUCACGGGACGGCUUGCAACAUCCUCUGAACUACGCGGUUUUAGUCCUGCGCGGAGUGUUCUGAUACACGCCUCGCUCGUGAAAUCGUCUGCUAACCUCAAUGUCUCUUAUGCAUAGUUUGGUGCAGUUGUGGUAGGUGAAUCUGAACGUUUUGUUGGGUUUAGAAAUUUCAAGAAACCGGACUCAUUUAAAAUGUAAAAUGUGUCAAUUAUUUGUAAGGACUGAUGUCAAGACAGUUGAAAUACACUAAUUGUACAUGUCGAAGGAACUGAAUGAAGUUAAGAUAUUUUAGGAAAUCUGGAAUGAAAACGAAUUUCUCUGUAUUUUUAAACAAUUACAAAACAGCAAGUGGAAAGUUUCUGUGAAUUCCUUUUCAAAUAUAUUAGAUUUUUCAUAUUUUAAACACAAUUUGAAAUCGCCGAUACUGUAUUUGUACUUGAACACAAAUUAUUAUACAGAAUUUCACCCCCUUUCGUUUCGUCGUACAAAAACAGACAUUACUUAAAAUCUCAGUUAAUAAUUUUAAUUACUAACUCUUACGUUAUCAUAAUGGUAUCAGAUAUGCAGUAUAUACACUUCAGUCUUACAGACAAUUAAAAAUAUCUAAGUGACGUUUCAAUUUACCGACAUUUUUAAUUUUAAGAAUGCUUUAAAAAGUAAACUUAACAAUGCAAAUUUUGCAUUGUCUAAAUUUAUAUUUUAUGUGUUUUGAGAAAACUAAAAAAAAUACUGGGAAGCCAAAAUUAUAAAAAUAAAAAAGUAAACGAAAAAUAACUUCGUUAUUUCUCAUCUUCUGGGACAGUAACUUCUAAUUCGAACAGAAAAUAAUUUUAUAGUCGUGUCAGAUAUAACACGUACACCAAAAGAAUAUAUUUUCGGAAAUACGUGUCACGUGUGCAUUCGUUUAAAUAUGGUGUUCUUUAAGAUGAGGGAGUCACUAAGAAUAACCUUGACGGAAAUGAAUAGCAAAUCGUCUGUGUACAACAAUUUAAUUAUUUAAUAUUAUUUCGUUAGUUGAUGCUAUGUUCUGAAAACGUAGAUUUUAUAAGUGUUAUUAUUAUUUUCUAAAAUUAUAUUUAUAUAAAUGAUUUUGUAUUUGAAUCAGAAAAACGACUGUAGUAUGAAAAUUGUUGACUUUCUCCGGUUCCAUUUCCAAAUUAAUUGUUACAUCAAAAUGUCCUUUCCGUGUUCAUGUAAUACAAGAAACAUUACAGACGACAGCCGGAGAUGGGUUUGUCUUCUUCCUAAAGAAAUAAAAUAAUGUACUGAUAACAAACUGAUGACUCUGGCGUACCGUCAGUACAUAAUAUAUUCAAUACGUCCUACUCAAAAUAAAAAAUAACUUACGUAUUUUAAAAUUGGCAUCACACAGAAAAUAUUUAUAAAACAAAAAUUAUCUUAAUCCCAUCGAAAGCAAAAUUUAAUAUAGAGUAAUUUAAUAAAUUAUUAAAUAAACAAAUCUUCUUAGAAGAUAUACGAGGAAUGAAUAAUAAAUUAUAAUUAUUUUCUUGAAAUAAGAAUACAAACAAUUUUAGAAAUGCAAUAGCAAAGUCUAGACAGGUUCUGAGACCCAUAAGCUGGGUACUGCGAGGGGCGGACUCCCAUGGAUUCAAAUAUUAAUCAGCCCCCUAAUAAAAACAGUGCCGAAGUUAUGAUCAUGUUGAUUUAUAGCCUAAGUCUACUCCCCAAAUGUUUUACUGCUCCAGUACUUAAUUAAGUAUCAAGAGAAAACAUUACUGUUUUAAACCAGACAGGCCUACCGCAUAUAAAUAUUUGUAUACUUGUAAUUAAUACAGGAAUUCUGUGUUUAUUUGUGUUUAAUGACUGUUCGCUGCAGUUUGUAAUGAUUUUCAUUAUAUUUCUUUCGAAACAAAAUAAUUACAUACGCUAAAAAUCUAAGUAAAUCAUUUAAAACAUCAGGUACAGUCUAUUACUGCCAAACAAACGUGUUUCUUUGUAAGAUGGUUACAAAGUUCACAUAAACAGUGAAAAUUACGAAGAAAAAACAAAAAUCUAUUUCCUGACUUAACGCGUGGUACGCACUUCGUAGAUUAUUUGAACACGCACAGUGUACGAUUCAGAUAGUCAUUAAACAAUGUUAACUACGUAACCCGCCUCUCCUACAAAUUCGAAUCACAAAAACAUUAAUUAUAGACGGGUAAAACUGUAAUUACACCAAAAGGCCUAAUUUUUAAGUUAAUUCACAACUACACAUUUCUCAUCGAUAUCAUUAUAACAUUCUUUCUCAGUUACUUUUAAAAAAAGUAACACUUCAAACAGAAUCAUUCUUCCGUCAAAAUAACUGGUUAAUAUUUAUAAAUAUUGCAUUUUAACUUAUGUAUAUUUGACGUAAAAUGCAUGUCGAUGACAACCGCGAACAGAAUAAUAUUUUCGAUACAAUUUGAUACAGAGAUUUUAUAUUUCAUUUUAAUAUUAAUUUACUUGUUAAAUACAAUUCACUUCUUUAACAAUUUCAUUACUCGUUAAUUUGAUGUACAUUCAUUUGCAUAACUGCCGCGGAUUGAUCGUUAAUUAAUGUAUGUUUAUCCUAUUAUAGAAAAUUUUGUAUUGGUGUUAUUUAUCACUGUUGCUGAACGUGUAUGUGUGCCUGUGUGUUCCGAACACUUCUUUUGUAUGUGCGUACUUGCAAUGAUCACUUAAUGUCGUAUCAGCGAAGGCUGUAUCAUUUUAAUGUCGUCAGUAAAUUAUAGACUAUUAGUAAUAACUUUUACGCCGAUAAAACAGCUUAAUGUCAUUUUCAGUUGCUCGAAAAUCUUCAAAGUUUUGUUUUAAUUACGCGCUCCUCUGUCAAUUUUGUCACUGCGCGUCGUUUGUCGUCAUUUUUUUUUUUCCAACGUAGCUGACAGUUUGCAUACAUACUAGGGGUACCCCAUCACGUCUUCCCUAAUCGUUGGAUAUUUAUUCGAAAAAAAUCCUUUAUCAUACAUUUAUACAAUUAAUACAGGGCUGAAUUUAUUACUGUAUUUUUAAAAACUAUAUCUGUCUUGACUUUCCUCGAUUAUUUCGUGUUACUCCGUUCAUUAAUUUGAUUUAAAUUUAUUUUUAUAUCUCUUUGGUUAGGUUAGCACAGUAUAUUGAAUAGCAGAACAACCUCGAACUUUUACGUUAAUUCUAAUUGAAAUAUUAAUAAAUUAAAUUUGUUUUCCACGAACUUAAUCUAAACAUUAAUUGAUCACUGCCUGUACUUCAGUUUUCCUCUCAAUUAUGACGUGAAAAUUUAAUGGAAUUUCGCGUGAUGUCGUGUAACUUUGACUAAAGUGCUUAAUGAUGUGUGUUAUACAAAGUACUUAUAUUACUAAUGGUUGUCAUAAGUUUGUUAAUAAUCACUGUCGAGGGACGACGUAAGAAGAAACAACACAGAAAUGCAAAUUAUAUGAAUUAUGUUUUAUAGAUUUGUUAAGAAUAGGGAUAUAUAUUACCCAAAAUUUUGAUGUAACAGGAUUUUCAAGUGAAGACUGAUGCCAUGGUAUUUAUAACGCAUGUAAAAUACCAGUACAUGUAAUCAAUGGAACAAUUAGUUCAAUAAAGUAUUUCAUUUUUAUACA